AUGAGUGGGAAACGUUCACGUAGCUUUAAAUGUGCAGUUCAUCAUCGUGAUCGAGAGGUUUGUUCCGAAAAUGACUUCCAUCUUGUACUAGAAGAACCGCCAUUCUUUAAGAAAAUGGUGCACGUCGUUGCCAUGGAAAUACUGCCCGAAGAACGUGAUCGCAAAUAUUAUGCCGAUCGUUAUUCAUGUUGUCCCCCGCCUUUAUUCAUUAUACUAAUGACAAUCAUUGAGCUCUGCUUUUUCGCCUAUCACACACUCAGCAUUGGCGAGGCGGAACCAGCAGGCCCAGUUCCAAUCGAUUCCUUCUUCAUCUACCGUCCCGAUAAACGCCUUGAAGUGUGGCGUUUCAUAUUGUAUAUGGUAUUACAUGCCGGUUGGUUUCAUCUUGGCUUUAACCUCUGUGUUCAAUUACUUUUCGGCUUACCGCUAGAGAUGGUGCAUGGAUCGGGGCGAAUCGCUUGUAUAUACUUUUCCGGUGUAUUGGCAGGUUCAUUAGGCACCAGCAUAUUUGAUCCCGAAGUGUACUUGGUUGGAGCUAGCGGCGGCGUAUACGCUCUACUGGCGGCACACUUGGCCAAUGUGAUGUUAAAUUUUCAUCAGAUGCGCUAUGGCAUACUGCGAUUGAUAGCCAUUUUGAUGUUCGCAUCCUGUGACUUUGGCUUUGCAAUCUACGCUCGUUAUUCAGGCGAUUAUCCCUUUAGUCCCUCGGUAUCCUAUGUCGCCCACUUAACCGGUGCCUUGGCGGGCCUAACCAUUGGCCUAAUUGUGCUCAAGAACUUCGAACAGAAACUACACGAACAACUUCUGUGGUGGAUUGCGCUUGGUAUUUACACUGCCUACAUUAUAUUUGCAAUUGUCUUCAAUGUAUUGAAUAGUGCUGCGAUGCAGAGUCUAAAAGUGGAACCCAUCUAUGCAACCGAAACGUUUUUCAAUGAUUUUCAUGUAUAAUAUUUAGUUUUAAGCGCUAAAUGCUAUGCCAUCUUGUCGAUUGGGUGGAAUGCUAAGUGUAGAAAUAUUUUGCAAAAAAGUGUGAAAAAGUGUGUA
Rhagoletis zephyria (snowberry fruit fly) is the source of this 1044-nucleotide messenger RNA. It is a transcript of the gene stet, whose product is annotated as rhomboid serine protease stem cell tumor. The record is from RefSeq and is a predicted model, not a curated record. Gene Ontology annotation, cellular component: membrane. Gene Ontology annotation, molecular function: serine-type endopeptidase activity. Lineage: Eukaryota; Metazoa; Arthropoda; Insecta; Diptera; Tephritidae.